Messenger RNA from Paramecium primaurelia, 1628 nucleotides. The record is from the annotation of a GenBank genome assembly. Lineage: Eukaryota; Ciliophora; Oligohymenophorea; Peniculida; Parameciidae.
AUGCAUUUAUUCCAAAUUUCUAAGCCAUCUGAUUUUAAGUUUGAUUCUAUUGCCUCAUUGAUUUAUGAUUAAUAUUUAAUGCGCUAACAAUAACAACUACCAAGGUUGUCAGAAGAUGAAUAAUUUCCAGGUCGUUUACAUACAUAAUCUCGAAAACUCAAGUUUGGAAGUACAUAACUCUAUCAAAUUUGAAUUUUAGCUACUGAUAACUUCAAUAAGAAAUCAAAAAAAUAAAGUCCAAUGGCUGAGUCUUAAUUCAUUAAAUAAAUUGAUACAAAAUUAGAGCAAUAUAAUAAGGACAUCGAAUUACGCAAUGAUAUGAUUGUUACUAUAGAAAAAGGUUUUGAAUCUGUAAGACAAGAAUUGAUAAAAGAGAAAUUAUUAAAUGAAGAAAAAACUAAACAAUUAUAAGAUUUAGGAUAAUAAUAUCAAUCAGCACAAUUAAAACUUAAAUCUAUCCAUGAAUCCAAUAAAAAUAUAGGAUAAUAAGGAAUUGAUAAGGAUAAAGAUAAAAUUCAGCAAUUAGAAACUGUUUAAAAAGCUAUUUUAGCAAAAGAACAUUAAUUAAAUUAAACUAUAGACACACUCAAUACCUAAUUGAAUGAUAUUACUCAUAAAAUAAAAAUCAAAGAAGAAAUGCCUGAUGAUUCUAAAAAAUUGAAAGAUUUAAUUAAGAAGAGUGAAGUAUUAAAUAUUAUUAUGUUCUUAAGGAGAAAAAAUAUAAAUCAUAAGUUAUCAUGGAUGAACUUAAAAAGAAUUUAGAAUCCAUUUAAUCUGAGAAGUUAUUAAUUAAAAAUCAAAUGGAUCAAUAUAAAAAAGAAUACUUAACUAAAGAAGAAUGUUUAUCAUCUGAAUUCAAUAAUACUUAAAAUAGAGUUAAGGAGUUAUAAAAGGAGAGAAAUUAAUUACAAGAAUAACUUAAGAAGUAACCUAUCAACUUUUAAGAUUAAAAUAAUAAAUUAUAAGAAGCAGUCAAUUAAUUUAAAUAACAAUUGACUGAAUAAAAUAAAUUAAAAGAUGUAUAUAUUUUAUUUUUUAUUUAAGAAAGAAAUACAUUAAUGGAAUGGAAAUCUUGAUAUUUAAAUAAAAAAUUUUGAUCAAUUGACUCAUUAAAUUGAAGAAUAUAAAUUAAAAAUUGAAACUUCUACAAAGAACUUAAAUGAAAAGACUAUUUCUGUAGAAUAAAUUAAUAAAGCUAUUGGAGAAUAAGAAAAAUCUCUUAAAGAUUAAUAAACAGAAAUUAAAUUAUUAAAUUAAAAAAUAGAUGAAUUUAAUAAGAAAUUAGGUGAUUCUAAACCAAAAAACAUGUCUUAAGUCAUUGAAACUAUUGCCAUCUUAGAAAAAACUCAUGUAUUCCAUAAUCACUAAACUUUUAGAAAGAAAUUGAAAAAGGUCUUGCUUGUACUUUCUGCAAUAAAUUCAUAAAAUAACCAGUUACUAUUAUACCUUGUGGUCAUUCCUACUGUUUUGAAUGCAAAAAAGGAUAUUAAAAGGAAUGUUUCAAAUGUGGACCUAAAUUGAAAAUUGAAGCAAUGUAUAGAAAUGAAUUAUUGGAUGAUAUUAUAGAAAUGGUAAAAUUAGUUGAGUAAAGCAUUUUGAACAUGAAAUAAAUUACUUAAAAUUAAUGA